Nothoprocta perdicaria is the source of this 1029-nucleotide messenger RNA. Its product is annotated as melanin-concentrating hormone receptor 1-like. Gene Ontology annotation, molecular function: neuropeptide binding; melanin-concentrating hormone receptor activity. Gene Ontology annotation, biological process: neuropeptide signaling pathway. The record is from RefSeq and is a predicted model, not a curated record. Lineage: Eukaryota; Metazoa; Chordata; Aves; Tinamiformes; Tinamidae. The transcript has a single exon. Bases 16 to 1029 code for a protein of 337 amino acids. Gene Ontology annotation, cellular component: neuron projection; membrane.
CACACCAAUGUGAUCAUGCCCAGCCUGUUCGGCAUCAUCUGUUUCCUGGGUAUCGUGGGAAACGUCAUCGUCAUCUACACCAUCAUCAGGAAGAAGAAGCUCAAGUGCAAGCAGACCGUGCCUGACAUUUUCAUUUUCAAUCUCUCCAUUGUGGACCUCCUCUUCCUCCUGGGCAUGCCGUUCCUCAUCCACCAGCUCCUGGGAAAUGGCUCGUGGUACUUUGGAGCUCCCCUGUGCACCCUCAUCACUGCCCUGGACGCCAACAGUCAGAUCACCAGCACCAACAUCCUCACGGCGAUGACCCUGGACCGCUACCUGGCCACCGUCUACCCGCUGAAAUCGGCCUGUGUCCGGACGCCGUGUGUGGCAACGCUGGUUAUCUGCUUGGUGUGGCUGCUCUCCUUCCUCACCAUCAUCCCCGUGUGGAUGUACGCGGGCCUCAUGCCUCUGGAGGACGGUAGCGUCCGCUGUGCUCUCUUGCUUCCCAACCCGGACACRGACGUCUACUGGUUCACCCUGUACCAGUUCACGCUGGCGUUCGCUGUGCCCCUCGCUGUCAUCUGCGUGGUCUAUUUUAAGAUCCUCCAGCACAUGGCCACGGCGGUGGUGCCGCUGCCCCAAAGGAGUCUCCGGCUGCGCACCAAGAGAGUCACCCGCAUGGCAGUUGCCAUCUGCUCUGCCUUUUUCAUCUGCUGGGCCCCCUUCUACGUCCUCCAGCUGGCUCACCUCAGCAUUGACAGCCCGUCCGUGGCCUUCUUUUACGCCUACAACUUUGCCAUCGGCUUGGGCUACGCCAACAGCUGCCUCAACCCCUUCCUCUACAUCGCCCUCAGUGAGACCUUCAAGCGGCAGUUCUUGGUGGCCAUUCGCCCUGCAAAAGAGCCACGUCGCAACAGCAGCUCUGCCAACAACAACAGCAUGACCGAGGCCAGCGUCYGCCUGAAAUUGCUGCCGGAAUCCACUCAGCAGACUCCGUUCCUGGAGGACUUUCCCCCACGCUCGUUGCCCGUGACUGUGGCUGUUCACUAG